AUGAUUGACCUUGGACUGCUUGAGGAUAUCUUUGAACAACACUUUUACGAGAUCGUUGGCCUACUGCUUAUACCUCGUCUUCGAAAUGCGCAGAAGAAAGACACAGCUCUAUCUAUUGCCGACCGCAGAGAAAUGGCAGACUUGUUAAGACAGAGUCGGGAAGCAAGUGCACGAAUACGGGUAGAGAACAUCAUACAUGCGGAUGUGACGGUGGAAUUAAUGGAAAUACUGGAACUCUAUGCUGAGCUAUUGCUUGCCAGAGCUGGCCUGCUUGAUGUGAGAGACAAGAAUAUCAAGGAGGGCCUGGUAAGCAAAGACGCAGGUGAUGAAGCGACAGGACUUGAGGAAGCUGCAGCAUCGAUCAUAUAUGCUGCUCCGAGACUGCCAAGAGACGUUAGAGAGCUAGGCUUGGUCAGAAGCAUGCUGAUUGAAAGAUUUGGCAAAGACUUUGCUCUGAGAGCACAGGAGAACGAGGGCAACAUCGUGCCUGAGAGAGUAUGGAAGAAGCUGUCAGUCGAGCCACCAAAGUCGGAGCUGGUGCAGGCAUACUUGGAAGAGAUCGCGAGGACCUACAGUGUCGAAUGGCCACCGUACAGGCAGGACCUAGCAGAAGCGCAGCAGGAAGUUGAUGACGAGGAUGAGGGCGACGAUGGUGGUGCUAAGGAACAGCCUAUCCUAGCAGACGGCGGUCAGCCUCCAGCAACACCAAAAGCGAAAGACCUGAGUUUAGGUCCGCUGCCACCCAAAGGCCAACCCAAUGUGGAAGGUUCAAAAAGUCCAGUAUCUGUUGCACCUCCUGGCCCCAGGACUGAUAAUCCGAAUCCCAAAGUCAAUCUGCCAGGAGGUGGUCAGGUGAAGCCGCAAGAUAAGAAGAGCCAGGUCGGAGGUGCCUUGGGUGCUCCGCCAACUGUAGACGACUUGUCAAGUAGGUUUCGUGCUUUGGGCAAGAAGAUAUAA
Lithohypha guttulata is the source of this 957-nucleotide messenger RNA. RefSeq names its product Vacuolar protein sorting-associated protein ist1 (gene IST1). The coding region runs from base 1 to 957 and encodes 318 amino acids. The record is from RefSeq and is a predicted model, not a curated record. NCBI's taxonomy places the organism in Eukaryota, Fungi, Ascomycota, Eurotiomycetes, Chaetothyriales, Trichomeriaceae. The transcript is spliced from 2 exons. Gene Ontology annotation, biological process: protein transport.